This is a messenger RNA of Ornithodoros turicata, 625 nucleotides long. RefSeq lists its product as uncharacterized. Lineage: Eukaryota; Metazoa; Arthropoda; Arachnida; Ixodida; Argasidae. The transcript is spliced from 5 exons. Bases 29 to 403 code for a protein of 124 amino acids. The record is from RefSeq and is a predicted model, not a curated record.
UGACACACAGGAGGAGAUUGAAGUGAGCAUGGCGUCUGGAUCUGACACUCAAGAGCCAAUGGAUGUGGGCCUGCUCGAAGCAAAGACACCAGAGCGAAUCCAUGUAGACAGAACUACAAGCACACCUCUUGUGUCUGCUGUGUCCAGCCCCACACCAGCCAAGGCUUCCAGCAGUAUCAGUUCCGACACACCAGGGCAAUUUGAACAGUCGCGCACGGGCUCUUCCGUUUGUCUGUUCACAAGCUUGACUCCGAACACUAGCAGGCCUGACCCCAUGGACACAACCCCCAGUGGCUCAACUCCAAGCACCAGCAGAUGUGAACCUUUGGUAAGAAUUAUACUCGACGUGGAAAAGAAUUGCAUGUUCAUAACUAAUACGUUAAGAUUCCACUGUAGGUGCUGACUGCACCAUUCAAGUAUAUGUUCCAGGAGCAGGCUUUCAAAUACCUUAUUUCAUACAGUACAGGUGCAUAAGGGAAAACCAAUUAGACUUGAGCAUACAGUUUAAACAUAUUAUUGCCCCUUUCACGUCUACAUUUCAGUACAGUGCAGUGCCGUUAGUUGCAGCCUGUUGUAUAGUUACUGGCCCGAGGAAACAUUUCUCAAAUUAUCUGUUGCCAGCACU